CGCGACAUCCAUGUUGGAGGAGUCUAUUUUUACCAACGUAAAAUUUCCAUGCCUAAAAUAGCACAUAACUGAAGAAAUUUUGCUGACAGAAUUUACUGGACAGUAAAAAUAGCAACGUAAGGAUAUUUAUACACAUCAGAUUACUAAUUUUUGGUUGUUAUUUUGUUGGGUUUAAUUGUGAAUCAAGUCUUGCAUCAAACAACAAACAGUCAUGGGUAGAAAGAAGAUUUCAAUCACACGCAUCAACGAUGAACGAAACAGACAGGUGACGUUUACAAAGAGGAAGUUUGGUUUAAUGAAGAAGGCGUAUGAGUUGAGUGUGUUAUGUGACUGUGAGAUUGCACUGAUCAUCUUCACAACCAACAAUAAGCUGUACCAGUAUGCUAGCUCUGACAUGGACAAAGUUCUACUAAAAUAUACUGAGUAUAAUGACACUGUGGUUAGUCAGACAAACAAGGAUAUCAUUGAUAUGUUGAACAAGAAGGGAGAUAAGGCAGAAAUGGAUGACGAUGAUGAGGCUUAUACAUUAACACCAGGAACCGAAGCAAAGUUCAAGAAAAUUGAUGAAGAGUAUGCUAGAGUCCUAACUGGAGGAGGAGGUUCUUCAGUCACUGUGUAUGGAAAUGUUCAGCCUCAAGCAAACACAAGUGUCAUGCCAGUGUCUGUACCUGUUCCUAACGUAGCAUACAGUUCAGCACAACAGUUCAGCACUCAGGGAGGCAACAUUGUUCUGAUUCCGUCAGCUGGUAACGCAGCUGCUCCUGGCUCAUCACACAGUCCAAAUAUUGUGAAUUUGAGCCCAGCCCAGACACAGAAUCGUGUAUCUGCUAGUCCACAGCCCCAGCCAAGCACUUCACCAGCACCAGUUGCACUGCAACAGUCAAGGGAGUCUACGGAUGACAGUCCAGGCGGAGGGAGAGGGAGGCCAAACUUAAGGGUGGUAAUACCAAAAGAGUCUCAUACACCACAGUUGCAGCAAAUGAAACAUCCAAGUACAGCCCUUGAAACUCCUGUUGUAUCUAUAGCAACUCCGAGUGGUGGGGGACUGCCAUCCAAUCUCCAGUCGGCUUUGCUACCAAGUGGAUUAAAUAUAAAUAGUGCAGACCUAGAAUCAUUAAUGCAACCGUUGCUCUCCCAGAUGAGUGUUGGACCACUGACAGCUGCAGUGCAGGCUGCGGGAGUAUUGACCAGUCAAGGUAUAGCAUUAACUCCAACCAGUUCCGGCCAGUUACAGUUCCCACUCAUCAACAUGUCACAACUGAAAGCCCACCUGGAUAGGAAUGUGAAACUUGAACCACCAGAAAAAGCUGAAGGCCAACAGGGGCUCACUCUAUCUACACAACCAAUCACAGUUUCUGUCCCUGCUCAGGCCUCUGCGGGAAUGCCUGUACCAAUCAUGUUAACAUCCACACAUGCAUCUUUAAAUCCAAGUGCCAAAGGAGAUUCUGGAAAUGUAGACCCUGAUGAGCCACCAGAAAAACGAGCUCGAAUGAGUCAAUCAGACACGUGAUAGAAACAUAAUCCAACUGUAUCAUAAGACAUUGUAUAUAAGUCACAUGUAGAAUAGACGAAAGUGAAAUAGACACUUACAACACACAGUGUGAUAACAUCAAUCCAUUUCAAUCAUUGUGAAAAUCUGUUGUUUGAGAUAUAUCGAGCAAUAUCUUGUAUCUUACGUAGAGUCGUUCCUUCAGGUCUAAAGUGUUUGUAAUACUGUAUAAGUAGAUUAUUUUAUGACUCCAAAAUGUUUGUGGUUUUUGAGGUGGGGAAUGAAAUACACAUCAUGGAUAAGAUAAUGCCAAAGGCUCUUUUAAUUUAGGGAAUUGAAAUUUGAUGUAUAAGUGUGGAGCUAUUUUUUGUCAUUUUUGUGAGGAAAUAUUUUAAGAUAAUUCACCUGUUUCAUUUAAAUGAUCAUUGAAUAUCAAAUUAAAAACAAUAGUGAUAUGCUCAUAAUAUUCUGUUUGAAUUUGAGCUGUUUUCUCACAUCUUUAUGAAACACAUACCAGUUUAUUGGGCUUAGUGAGGAUAUGUAUCAGUGAGAAAGUAAUUGAUAUUAAAUGUUAAUCACUAUUCAGCAAUAGCGUUCGGUAAUCUGUCAUUGCAUACCUUAUUGAUAACUUUUUUCUGCAAAUAUUUCCCCUUUCAAAAGGCUUUCUUUCAUAGUUGCAAGAAAAUUUUGUGGCACAAAAAUAUUCUUUUCUACAGUAUUACAUCUUGUUGAAGGUUUUAGCUAAGUUACUGAUCAUGGACUGUUUCAUCAGAUAUUUGAUAAUCAUUACAUGUUCAGUUUGCAUGUUUUACUUUACAAUCAAAUGUUUACAUAAACUGAUAAAGAGAAGGAAACAAGAUUUAAAAAAGAUGAAAGCAAUGCAGUACAGCAUUGUUACAAGCUGUUUAUUUGAGGAAAAGAUUUAUGAUGCAUUUUGUAAAUUGUUUGUUCUCAGAAACUACACUAUUGACUUUGUUAAUGGGCAACUCGAUUUAUAAUAAAUUUGUCGUUAUAAAGAUAACUCCUACAGAGAUAAAAUUUGAUAUUUGAAAAUUGAUGGUUACCUCCUCUUUAUAGUUAUGAGAUUUACAAUUCAUUCCAAAUUUGGAAAGAAGUGGUUUCUGACUAAAAUACUUUUGAUAAAGAAAAUUUAUACUUGUCUGACAAACAUUUUAUUUGAUUUUUAUAGUGAUCAUAUGGACUUUGAAAACCUGACUGAAUGGUAGGAUGAAUUGUUGGCUUAUAUUAUUUUGUAUACACAUAAAACAGUUCUGGCAGUACCUUAAGUCUAUUUGGGAUAAUAUAUAUAUAAAAAAAAGACCUGACAUUUCUUGGUUUAUGAAUGCAUGUUUGGAAAAAAUGUGAUCUGUAAAUAAGUUGUUUUGUAAUGUAGUGUUAGGAGAAAUAGUAAUAAAGGGUAAAAGUUGACAGUUAACAUAUUUUGAUCAUUAUAUGAUCCCUUCAUGGCAGGUUGUCUUUUGUUAAGAUAUAUGGACACAAAUAUAUCCUUCCUUUGUUAGAAUUUUUGACAAGGAUUUGUUCAUCGGUAGUAUUAAACACAUGAACAUUUUGUAAAGAACAUGACUGCAAAUUAUCCGCUUUUGUUAUUUCAUCUUAGAAAAAUUUGAUUUGAAAUGUACCUUUUGACUGUUCUUCCAAUAACAUAAUUAGAUUGAUAAAUUAUUCUGUUCAGUUUACCUAUUUUAGAGUUUGUCAGAAAAGUUCUAUUUUCUAGUUUUGUGUUGCUAUUGUCAGAGACUUAUUUAAGUGAACACCAUUUUGCUAUGAUGUGACUACUACAUUAUUUGUCAUCUUUCAUUUCUCAUUGUAUAUUCCAUAGUUGUGAUUAUAUGCAUAUUUAUGGAUCCAUGUCAUGAUCAUAUCACAUCUCAGAGAAUUCUCAUUUCAUAACAUGCAUGUACACUGUAUUUAAAACAUUUCACACUGGGCAAAAAGUAUUUGGCUUAAAACAGCUAGGAGUCCUGAAAUAUGUAUCAUAUCCAGUGUUUCUCAUUGUUUUAGUGGAUUUUUAGAUUGUCUAAUUUUUGAAUAAAAUCUGUAUAGUGUUGACCCAGUUGUUCCAAUUUUUAACAGGUGAUUAAGCCAAGACGAUUAACUUAUAGGGUUAUAUUUUGACAUUUUUAGCAGACUUAUUAUAAGACUGGAAAGUUAAAUCGAAACUUCAUAUUUGUGUUUGCCACAAAGACUGAUAUCAAAAUUUAACCAGUGGUUAGUUUAACAGUCGGUUAAAGUUUCGAACAACUGGGGCAAUGUUAUCACUUGAUCUUAAGGAUUUGUUAAGUUUUUUAGCUCAUCUGAUUUUUUGAAAAAAAAUGAUGAGUUAUUGUCAUCACUUGAGCGGUUGUCGGCGUCGGCGUUGCCUGGUUAAGUUUUAUGUUUAGGUCAGCUUUUCUCCUAAACUAUCAAAGCUAUUGCUUUGAAACUUGGAAUACUUGUUCACCAUCAUAAGCUGACCCUGUAUAGCAAGAAACAUAACUCCAUCUUGCUUUUUGCAAGAUUUAUGGCCCCUUUUGUACUUAGAAAAUAUCAGAUUUCUUGGUUAAGUUUUAUGUUUAGGUCAACUUUUCUCCUAAACUAUCAAAGCUAUUGCUUUGAAACUUGGAAUACUUGUUCACCAUCAUAAGCAGACCCUGUACAUCAAGAAACAUAAGUCCAUCUUGCUUUUUGCAAGAAUUAUUGCCCCUUUUGGACUUAGAAAAUCAGUUCUUGGUUAAGUUUUAUGUUUAGGUCAGCUUUUAUCCUAAACUAUCAAAGCUAUUGCUUUAAAACUUGCAACACUUGUUCACCAUCAUAAGCUGACCCUGUACAGCAAGAAACAUAACUCCAUCCUGCUUUUUGCAAUAAUUAUUGCCCCUUUUGGACUUAGAAAAUCAUUUUCUUGGUUGAGUAUUAUGUUUAAGGCAACUUUUCUCAUAAACUGUCAAAGCUAUUGCUUUGAAACUUGCAACAGUUUUUCACCAUCAUAAGCGGACACAUCAAGAAACAUAACUCUAUCCUGCUUUUUGCAAGAAUGAUGGCCCUUUUUAGACUUAGAAAAUCAUGGGUAGGACAAUAUUUCUAUUAUACAAAAAAAAUCAGAUGAGCGUAAGCAUCCGCAAGGCGGUGCUCUUGUUUUUAUUUAGGCCCACUUUUUUUUCUUAAGAACUUUGAGAUCUAUAGCUUUGGAACUGUGUACACUUGUUUGUCAUCAUUAGAUGAAUAAGAAGGCAAUGAACUGUAAUUCUGUCUUUCAUUUUGUCAGAGUUAUGGCCCUUUUUAAUUUAGAGUUAUUGUUACAUGGGUUAAAAACAAUUGUAACUCUUUUUUCUUGCAUUUGUUGGAAUUAUUGUCCUUUUAACCUAAUAAAAACGUUAUUUCUUGGUUAAGAUUUUUAUACCCCCAAAGGGAGGCAUAUUAGUUUUCAACUGUCCGUCCGUUCGUCACCGUUAACUAUUUGCAUGAAUGCAACGUUACCUUUUUGCAUGAAGGCACUUUACUCGCGAACCACUGCACCCAGGACCUUCAAACUUCACAUGCUGAUAGUACUUAUUGAGUACACGACCCCUACUGACUUUGGGGUCACCAGGUCAAAGGUCAAGGCGCUGCGGGGGGCAUUUGUCACCAUUAGUGACAGCUGUUGUUGUUUGAUGCUGCUUUCUUAAAGCUGUAAGAACUAUAUAGCAUUGAAUCUGUAUAUACCUGUUAAUCAUCAGUAGAUAAGUAAGCCAAGAACCACAACUUUUGAAUGCAUUUUCAUCCAAAUAAUAGCCCUUUUAUUGGAUGGUAAAUUGAUAUAUCUUGGUUAAUUCUUUUGUUUAGUUACUUUUUACUUGACUUCUAUAAGAGCUAUAGCUUUGAAACUUUGUACAUUUGUUUACCAUUAGUAGAUGUGUAAGAAGGCCAACACAAUAACUCCUUUUAUUAAAUGUCUAACACUUGCAGACAAGGGUUGGAAUCCAAAGGUUGUGCUCUUGUUAGAUCUUUUCUGAAAUUUGUCAUUUUAGUUCUGUAUCAGGUGGUCAGUGGCUAGUACAGUGCAUUUUGUAAUGAAGAACUCAGCUUCUAUAUUGUGAUGUUAAUUUGAAGCACGAAAUAUAGAUAUCAAAAAAACACUAUGCUAGAAAUUCAAAGCUUACACGUCAGUUUACAGUUUCAAAGUGUCAUUAAAAGAAAGCUUGCAUCAUUUUUAUCUGCUGCAAAUACUUAGAAUGUUGUCUAACUCUCUGUUAAGUAUAAAAGCAAUGGUUGUAGAGAAAAGCAAGAAUAGCAUACUGUAAUUAUAUUCCUCCUUGUAAAGUACUUUUUACCAGAAAAUAUGAAGUAUAUAGUUUGAUUAUGCUUUCAUAUCUCCAUGAUAAUGUUUCAAGUUCACUUAAAAAGCAGAAAAAUUUAUCAGCAAGAAAUAAAAAUGUUCAUUUAGUUCAGAGAGCCAUAUUUUUUUUAAGUCUUUUUAGUACUAUUAAAUCAUUUAAUUUCACGGGCAAGAAUUUUCAUGGUUUUGGCCAGAAUGGUCAUUUCAUUGGGAAAUGAAUUCUUGGAGAUAAAAUGGAUGGAAAUUUGUAUAAAAUAUUUCAGAAAAUUGUGUUAUACAAAAUCUGCAUUUCAUAUGGCACAAAAGCAUUCAGUACUACAUAAAAAUAAAAUAACAUUUUGAAUAGGGUUAAUAUUGGAUUUACUUUCUUGUAAUGUGGCUAGAAAGAUUUGCAUUUCAGGUCAUACUGUAGAUAUAUGAUUUUUUUAAUCCCAUCUUCUUAUGAGAAACAUGAAUUUAGUGACGGAUGCCUUCAAUGAAGGUUUUAUAAACUGUAGAAUUCAGUCUGCCUUGUCAGUAUUUGAGCCGCGCCAUAUGAAAACCAACAUAGUGGGUUUGCGACCAGCAUGGAUUCAGACCAGCCUGCGCAUCCGCGCAGUCAGGUCAGGAUCCAUGCUGUUUGCUUUCAUAGUCUAUUGCAAUUAAAGAAACUGUUAGCAAACAGGAUGCGCAGGCUGGUCUGGAUUCAUGCUGGUCGCAAACCCACUAUGUUGGUUUUCUCAUGGCACGGCUCAUUUUAUUUUAUACAUUUUCUAUGCGUGAGUAAUUGUGUAAAAAAAAAAAACAGAAUACUUCCAGUCAUUCAUGUUGCUUUGCUGUUCAUAUCUGAUCUUAUUCGUGCCAUGAUCUUUUGUAAAAAUACCUGGUAUCAUGUUAGCAGAGGGUUAUUGUAGCAUUCUUGAAAACAAUACUACCAUUAUGAGUCUAUGUAAUAUUUCUUUAUCAUGUAUCCAAUGCAUCUUUCAUCUUCUUGUUUUGUUAAUUAUUCAUUGUAAAGUUUUGUCAGAAACCAUUUAAUUUUGUGGUUUUAACCACUGUUGCUAUUUUAUGAGGACAUAAAAUUGUCGGAUUCAAAAUUUAAGUACAAAAUUAAAGGGUUUUUAUUUUUGUUGGAAUUUAUUUCUUGUAUUGACUCAACCUUGAAAUCCACUAAAAUUAGUUGCCCACAACUAGUAAUGGUUUUACAGUAUGUAAACACGAAUAAUAACAUGCAGUUCUACGAUGGAUGUAGUCUAUCUGCAGAGUUCCUUUCCCACUUGUUUGUUUUGCUUGGUUACCUCACAAAAUUGGAGAAACUUGGAUAUCAUAAAUAAAAAUUGUAUUAGAAGAAAAUUAAGUUCCUGUUUUUGCAUUUUAUCUCAUGUUGCUUGUACAAUGUACAGUUGAAAAUAGGUAUCUUCAUUUCCAAGGGAUCGAGUGUUAGUUCGAGAUAACCGAAAUUCAACUUUAGAUGAUAUUUUGUGCUCAAGGUUUCGGGCUUGGAAAUAUCUUCGAGAUGGCCAGAAUUUGAGAUAAGCGAGUUCGAGUUUCAGCUGUAUUUACAACCUGUGAAUAAAGACCACCUGCCUAUCAUGUUUUUUACUCUCACAUUGGUGAUCUUUGAAGUGGGCUUUGACUGUAGUUCUACUUGAGGCAACAUAAAACUUAUUCAGAAGUACUGUACAUUACUGUAAGCAAACAGGUAUCUGUUUCAAAUGAAAAUGGUGGAAAAUUUCAUUAAAAUGAUAAAACUUAAUCUCAGUACAGGACAUUAAUUUUAGUGUGUAAUGAUAUCUAUGGAAAAUUCUGUACAGUAAAAGCUAGGGAACAGAAAGAUAGAAAUGAAGUAGUACAUCAUGCAUUUGUUGCAUCUUUGACAGACCAGUUCAUUUAGAAGAAUCUAUAACAUGCAAGCUAGAAUUAAGUCGACUGAAGAUUCUUCUAAAGGAAUCCAAGUUUGUUUCCUGAAUCUUGUCCAAUGUUUUGAAUAACUUUGUUAACUAUUUUUUAUAGUUAAUGUUUGACAUAUGAAUUUGUUGUUUUCCAGGAUGAAAAUCCUGACUUUUACCAUGUUUUUACUUGUAUUACCUUUUCAUUGAUGCACAAUUUUAUGUCUUUACAUCAGAAUUUCAUCAAAUUUUAUAUAAAUAAAUGAAUAUUUUAGAAA
This is a messenger RNA of Mercenaria mercenaria, 7947 nucleotides long. RefSeq names its product myocyte-specific enhancer factor 2C-like. Gene Ontology annotation, biological process: cell differentiation; positive regulation of transcription by RNA polymerase II. Bases 212 to 1510 code for a protein of 432 amino acids. The record is from RefSeq and is a predicted model, not a curated record. NCBI's taxonomy places the organism in Eukaryota, Metazoa, Mollusca, Bivalvia, Venerida, Veneridae. The transcript has 10 exons. Gene Ontology annotation, molecular function: DNA-binding transcription factor activity, RNA polymerase II-specific; RNA polymerase II cis-regulatory region sequence-specific DNA binding; protein dimerization activity.